Molecule: messenger RNA, 710 nt
Organism: Antrostomus carolinensis (chuck-will's-widow)
Lineage: Eukaryota; Metazoa; Chordata; Aves; Caprimulgiformes; Caprimulgidae
Gene: CLTB
Product: clathrin light chain B
Exons: 6
Biological process (GO): intracellular protein transport; clathrin-dependent endocytosis
Cellular component (GO): clathrin coat of coated pit; clathrin coat of trans-Golgi network vesicle; synaptic vesicle membrane
Molecular function (GO): structural molecule activity; clathrin heavy chain binding
Source: RefSeq, a predicted model, not a curated record
GGAGGGCUGCACCCCCCGUGGGAUCUGGUUUCCAGAAUGGAGGAGCCACUGUCAAUGGAGAUGUCUUUCAGGAGUCCAACGGCCCCACGGAUGCCUACGCAGCCAUAGCCAAGGCCGACCGGCUGACCCAGGAACCUGAGAGCAUCCGCAAGUGGAGGGAGGAGCAGAAGAAGCGGCUGGAGGAGCUGGAUGCGGCAUCAAAGGUGACUGAGCAGGAGUGGCGUGAGAAGGCCAAGAAGGACCUGGAGGAGUGGAACCUGCGUCAGAAUGAGCAGAUGGAGAAGAACCGAGCGAACAACAGGAUCGCUGACAAAGCCUUUUACCAGCAGCCGGACGCCGAUGUGAUUGGCUAUGUGGCCUCGGAGGAAGCAUUCCUGAAGGAGUCCAAGGAGGAAACCCCAGGCUCCGAGUGGGAGAAGGUGGCCCAGCUCUGUGAUUUCAACCCCAAGAGCAGCAAGCAGAGCAAGGAUGUCUCACGGAUGCGCUCGGUGCUCAUCUCCCUCAAACAGACGCCCCUGUCCCGCUAGCUGCCGCCUGGCACGGCCAGGGGCCCAGCAGGGCAAGGCCAGGCUUAGCGAGCCGGGCGGCUUCGUGAGGCCAGCCCAGGAGGGGCCUCACCCUGCCUGCCCCCCGCUCCCUGGUGUGCACCUCGGCUGUGCUCGAGUCACUGGUUGUAACUCUCCCCACGGUUUUCCUUUGCUUAAAAGGUG